This is a messenger RNA of Lathyrus oleraceus (garden pea), 2577 nucleotides long. RefSeq lists its product as uncharacterized. The coding region runs from base 1 to 2577 and encodes 858 amino acids. NCBI's taxonomy places the organism in Eukaryota, Viridiplantae, Streptophyta, Magnoliopsida, Fabales, Fabaceae. The record is from RefSeq and is a predicted model, not a curated record. The transcript has 7 exons.
AUGACUUUUCCAAGAUCACACUUUCAAGGAACUCAUGACAGUGAAGCCGGCCCAAGUAGAACUACACAUGUUAAUGAUGUUGUACUUGAUCGUAAUUGCACAUCACCUAAUCAACGAAACAACACGAGUCAAUCCGAUACAGAUGAUAUGGAUGUUGAUGAAGCUUUAGAGGAUGCAGUAAUAUCAUAUGUUAACAUGGACGCCAGAGAAAAUGGUGCAUUAUCACGUCGUCCUCAAGGAGGUUUCUAUCCGAAUGAGGGUGUCAGGCCGCGUUUCUUACAACUAUACAUCUACGACACCGAUAAUGAGCUACAUAAUAGAAUGCAGGAAAAUCCACAGUUGCACCAAAAUGUAGUUCACAAAUUACAGAAAAUGCUCCAUCAGUUUAAUCCUUUUGUAAUUAGGUUCAAGCAACUUUCAAUACUUCCAAAUAUCAGUGAAUGUAGCCUCAUACUUAAGGAGUGUCCAAGUAAUCACCAUCAAUACAAUCUUCCAACUGCUGAACAAGUUGCGGCAAUUAUUGUUGGAUGUGAUGCAGAUUCUAUGGAUUAUGGAAGGGAUAUUAAUGUUAUCCGUUGUGAUGGAAAUCUCAAGAAAGUUCAAGAGACAAAGGGAUAUUAUGAUCCUUUACAAUACCCUAUAUUGUUUCCAUUUGGGACGCAUGGUUGGGACAUCAACACAACAAAUUGCAAUGGACGAAGAGUGUCAUGUCGAGCAUAUUACAGUUACAUGCUUCAGAUUCGCCCAAAUGAUCAAUCAAUGUUGUUAAAUGCGGGUCGACUGUUACAACAAUAUGUUGUAGACAAUUAUGUCAAAAUUGAAUCAGGGAGAUUAAGGUGGGUUAAAGAGCACCAAGGUGAUAUACGUUCUGAACUGUACCAAGGUUUACAUGAUGCUUUGCAUGUUGGUGAAACUAAUGCAGAGAACAUUGGAAAAAGAACAAUAUUGCCAUCAUCAUUUAUUGGCGGUCGUCGAGACAUGACAAAACGUUAUGAAGAUGGCAUGGCUAUUGUUCUUAAUGGCGGUAAACCAGAUAUUUUUCUAACAAUGACAUGCAAUCCUUCUUGGAGUGAGAUAACAUCAGAACUUUUGCCUUUUCAAACACCACAAGAUCGUCCAGAUUUGCUAACAAGAAUAUUUUGUUCGAAAUUUGAGAAAUUGAAGGAUGAUGUUAUUAAUAAAGGAGUCUUGGGUAAAGUUAAAAGCUACAUGUAUGUCACUGAAUUUCAAAAGCGAGGACUGCCGCAUGUGCAUAUGUUGUUGGUCUUAGAAAGUAACGAUAAGUUGCGUGACCCAAAAGAUUAUGAUAGUAUAGUAAGAGCAGAAAUACCUAAAUUAGAAUGUGAACCACAAUUGCAUGAAACUGUUGUAAGACAUAUGAUCCACGGACCUUGCGGCAUAAUCAACCGAAAGUCUCCAUGUAUGAAAGACGAACAUUGUAAAAAAAGGUAUCCCAAACAAUUCUUGGAUGAAACACGUCAAGGCACUGACUCAUAUCCCGAGUAUAGGAGAAGGUUUAAUGAGUCUGUAUCGUUAGGUAGAGAUAGGUCUGUCGAUAAUAGAUGGGUGGUUCCUUAUAACCCUUGGUUACUGUUAAAGUAUGAUUGUCACAUCAAUGUAGAGAUUUGCAGUAGCAUUAAAAGUAUCAAGUAUCUAUACAAAUAUGUGUACAAGGGCCCUGAUCGUGUGGCUAUGGAGGUUCAUAAAGGAUCAUACAUGGAUGAAGUUCAACAAUAUGUUGAUGCAAGAUGGAUUUGUGCUCCCGAGGCAUUAUGGAAAAUAUUUCGAUUCACUCUUUACCGAUUAUAUCCUUCGGUUGAAAGAUUGCAGAUCCACUUGCCGAACCGCCAUCAAGUGCGUUUUUAUGAUCAUCAGCAAAUUGCAGAUGUGUUAAAUAAUGAACGCAACUCCAAAACAAUGCUCACACAAUUCUUUGCAUUGAAUCUACGAGAUCCACAAGCAAGAAAGUAUCUGUAUAGAGAGAUUCCAGAGCAUUAUUGUUGGAACAAGCGGGGUCCAACCAGUUGGGAAUAUCUUCUUACAAAUAACGGCAUGACUUUUAGUACAUUCAAAAAAUCAGCCGAGGAUAGGGGAUUUCUAGAGACUGAUCAUAGUAUUCGUGAUUGUUUGGUUGAGGCUACGAGUCUCCGAAUGCCAUAUGCUUUACGAAGGUUAUUCGUGACGAUUUUAAUAUUUUGUGAACCUACUGAUGUUAGAGGCCUUUGGAAUGAGUUUUCUACACAUAUGGUAGAGGAUUAUCAAACAGCUAACAAUGUUGUGGAAUCAGACUUAACUAAUAUGUUGUUGAAGGACUUGAAUGAACUCUUAAACCUUCACGGUAAAAAGAUUGAUGAUUAUGAUCUCCCAUCUUUACCCCCUAAUACAAUAGACAGAGGUGCAGUUCCAAGUAUCAUACAAGAGGAGUUAGCGAUCGAUAUCCUCAAUGAAGAUAUUGAAUCUAUUGCUAAGUUGAAUAAUGAUCAAAUGAUUGCAUUCAAAACCAUUAUGAAUGUAAUUGUUCAAAAACACAGUGGGGUAUUUUUUGUUGAUGGUCCAGGUGGAACAGGUAAAAUGUAA